UGCCUUUUGCGCGGCCCGAUCCCACCUUAUCGUCACUCACCACCUCCACCACCAACCCCCAAAAGUUCUUCCGCUCCCGACGACCGCCAUGGCCGCUCAGAGCCUCCUCUUUGCCGCCGCUGCGCCUCUCUUCCAGGCUCCUGCCUCUGCCCGCCCUUUCCAGUCGCUCCGAAUUGUCUGCACCCCAGGAGGCGCCACCGCCGCCGCCAGGGCGCUCGUCGUCGCCGACGCCACCAAGAAGGCAGUCGCGGUGCUCAAGGGCACCUCGCAGGUCGAGGGCGUCGUCACGCUCACCCAGGAAGACGACGCAGGUCCUACGACGGUGAACGUUCGUAUCACUGGACUUGCUCCUGGACUUCAUGGCUUCCACCUCCAUGAGUUUGGUGACACGACUAAUGGAUGCAUAUCAACAGGUCCACAUUUUAACCCAAACGGCCUGACACAUGGUGCACCAGAAGAUGAAGUCCGUCAUGCGGGUGACCUGGGAAACAUUGUUGCCAAUGCUGAAGGGGUUCUGUCUUUUAAUUGUGGUGGUUUAGGUGUGGCGGAGACAACCAUUGUCGAUAGCCAGAUUCCUUUGACUGGCCCUAAUGCAGUUGUUGGGAGAGCGUUUGUUGUUCAUGAGCUUGAAGAUGACUUGGGAAAAGGUGGGCAUGAGCUCAGCCUCAGUACUGGAAAUGCUGGUGGAAGACUUGCAUGUGGUGUUGUUGGCCUGACCCCGUUGUAGGUCGCUGGUUUUGCAUCUCCAGUCAUACUGGUUUCCAUCUCUGGUUUUGCAUCUCCAGUCAUACUUGUAACGACGCCAUUCUCGUUUUACCUGGAUUUCAAAUAUCGGAUGCUUAAUAGUUUCUGUUGAUCGUUUGUAUCAGUGUAAAGUUGGGUUUAUCAAAUAAAUGUUUGCACACUUUCGUCUUGUUGAGCUAUGAAGCGUGAACUCGGGAAUUUUGGUGUGCGUAAGAAUUAUAUUUGUGGAUGUCCUUAUUUCCAAA
Triticum dicoccoides is the source of this 989-nucleotide messenger RNA. Its product is annotated as superoxide dismutase [Cu-Zn], chloroplastic-like. The coding region runs from base 89 to 727 and encodes 212 amino acids. The record is from RefSeq and is a predicted model, not a curated record. Gene Ontology annotation, molecular function: copper ion binding. Gene Ontology annotation, biological process: superoxide metabolic process. The transcript is spliced from 8 exons. NCBI's taxonomy places the organism in Eukaryota, Viridiplantae, Streptophyta, Magnoliopsida, Poales, Poaceae.